AUGGCUGCAACGGCGCAACUAUUAUUCGACGAAUUCGGGCAACCGUUUAUCGUCAUGCGUGAUCAGGAGAAACAGAAGCGACUUACUGGAAUUGAGGCUCUUAAAAGCCACAUUCUUGCCGCUCGUGCUGUAGCGAACACACUACGUACUUCACUUGGGCCACGGGGUCUCGAUAAGAUGCUGGUUUCCCCAGAUGGGGAAGUCACUAUCACAAAUGAUGGGGCAACGAUAAUGGAGAAAAUGGAUGUGCAACACCACGUGGCGAAAUUGAUGGUUGAGCUCAGUAAAUCCCAGGAUGCUGAAAUUGGUGAUGGUACUACUGGCGUUGUAGUUCUUGCUGGCGCUCUUCUCGAAGAAGCCGAACGAUUGUUGGACCGUGGAAUCCAUCCAAUAAAAAUUGCCGACGGUUUCGAUCUAGCAUGCAAGAAGGCACUACAAACUCUCGACAGCAUAGCCGACAAAUUCCCUGUGGCUGACAGAGAACGCUUAGUGGAAACUGCACAGACGUCUUUAGGGAGCAAAAUAGUGAACAAAUGCAUACGACAAUUUGCUGAGAUAGCUGUUGAUGCCGUACUGUCGGUGGCGGACCUUGACACGCGAGAUGUAAAUUUUGAGUUGAUCAAGGUGGAAGGGAAGGUUGGUGGACACCUGGAAGACACAGUGCUGGUGAAAGGAAUCGUGAUCGAUAAGACGAUGUCGCAUCCGCAAAUGCCAAAGGAAUUGAAGGAUGUGAAGGUUGCUAUUCUCACCUGUCCAUUCGAACCCCCGAAGCCAAAAACCAAGCAUAAGCUCGACAUCACAUCCUCGGAUGACUUCAAGGCAUUGCGUGACUAUGAGAAGGAGACGUUCGAAACCAUGAUAAAACAGGUUAAAGAUAGUGGCGCAACUUUGGCUAUCUGUCAAUGGGGCUUUGAUGAUGAAGCAAAUCAUCUUCUACACCACCAUGAACUUCCUGCUGUUCGAUGGGUAGGAGGUCCAGAAAUUGAGCUUCUCGCUAUCGCGACAAACGGACGCAUUGUGCCAAGAUUCUCGGAGCUGACUCCGUCUAAACUUGGUUCUGCCGGUCUCGUCCGUGAGAUCACUUUCGGAACCGCGCGCGAUCGUAUGCUAUCCAUCGAAGAAUGUCCCAACAGCAAAGCAGUGACCAUUUUCGUGAGAGGCGGGAACAAAAUGAUUAUUGACGAAGCUAAGCGUUCGCUGCACGAUGCGCUUUGCGUUAUUCGAAACUUGGUUCGCGACGAUCGCAUCGUUUACGGAGGUGGCUCUGCCGAAACCGCUUGUGCAAUCGAAGUUGCCAAAGAAGCUGAUAAGAUCGAAGGAGUGGAGCAAUACGCUUUCCGUGCGUUCGCAGAUGCCUUGGAAGCAAUUCCAAUGGCAUUAGCCGAGAACAGCGGACUGGGCCCCAUCGACGCAAUUACCGAUUUGAAGGCGAAACAAAUCGAAACUGGUAAAGCGUAUCUAGGGAUUGAUGCACUUUUCUGUGGUACAAAUGACAUGAAAGAACAGAAAGUCGUUGAGACGCUCGUCUCGAAGAGAGAGCAGAUCUCGCUAGCAACGCAGGUUGUUCGUAUGGUACUCAAAAUUGACGACGUUCGAGUUCCGGACGAUGAACACCAGUCUCCUUAUUGA
Molecule: messenger RNA, 1629 nt
Organism: Necator americanus (New World hookworm)
Lineage: Eukaryota; Metazoa; Nematoda; Chromadorea; Rhabditida; Ancylostomatidae
Exons: 14
Coding region: 1-1629 (542 amino acids)
Biological process (GO): protein folding
Cellular component (GO): chaperonin-containing T-complex
Molecular function (GO): ATP-dependent protein folding chaperone; ATP binding; ATP hydrolysis activity
Source: RefSeq, a predicted model, not a curated record